AUGAGUGGGCUUAUUCUGAUGCUUAUAAUGCUUUUGGCGUUUACCGACACUGCAAUAGCCAACAAUGAAUUUUGGAUGGUCCCUGGGAACAGACCAUUUCGAGAGAAACGCUCAUGGGGUAGCGGUGGCUGGGGCGGCGGCGGCGGUGGUGGUGGAUGGGGAAAAAGACGAGGUGGAAGGGGAAAAGGACGAGGUGGAUGGGGAGGUGGCGGCUGUGGAGGUGGCGGCUGUGGAGGUGGCAGCUGGAAAGGAAAAGGUGGUUGGUGA
Strongylus vulgaris is the source of this 267-nucleotide messenger RNA. The record is from the annotation of a GenBank genome assembly. Lineage: Eukaryota; Metazoa; Nematoda; Chromadorea; Rhabditida; Strongylidae.